AGAGGGAGGGGGCGGGGGAGGGAGAGAGAGAGAGAGAGUGAGAGAGAGAGCUGCGUGGUCUGUCAGCUGUCCCCCUUCAGCAGCCUCCUCUCUCUGUGUUCUGAGAGCACGCCAGGAUGGAGCGGAUGGAGUCGAUGGAGCCGAUCUCGGCGCACUACACCACGGCGUACCCUGAGAUCCAUCCCGAUAGCGGCUACGAAUCCCGAGAGACGGCCGACAGCCAGGCAAAGACCCCCCCCGCUCCGACAUAUGACGAGGAAUUAGUGCACAAGACGAUCCUGGUCGGGGACAGCGGAGUGGGAAAGACGUCUCUGUUGGUGCAGUUUGAUCAGGGAAAGUUCAUCCCCGGCUCCUUUUCCGCAACAGUGGGCAUUGGAUUCACGAACAAAGUGGUGACCGUUGACGAUGUAAAGGUCAAACUACAGAUUUGGGACACAGCAGGACAGGAGAGGUUCAGAAGUGUGACACAUGCAUAUUACAGAGAUGCACACGCUUUGCUCCUCCUGUACGACAUCACCAGCAAAACCUCCUUUGACAACAUAAGGGCAUGGCUGACAGAGAUCCAUGAGUAUGCACAGAGCGACGUAGUCAUCAUGUUGCUGGGCAACAAGGCUGACAUGAGCAGCGACAGAGCCAUCCGGAGAGAGGAAGGAGAGCGGCUGGCCAGAGUGAGUUUUUCCUUCCGCUGUGCAAGCACAACUGAUGCUGCUGACUGUGCUGCUCACUGCUGUUUCUUCCUCUCCUUGUCUCCAGGAGCAUUCAGUUCCCUUCAUGGAGACAAGUGCCAAGACAGGAGUCAACGUAGAGCUGGCCUUCACGGCUGUGUCCAAGGAACUGAAGCACCGGGCCGUCCAACAUCCCAGUCAACCCAAGUUCCACAUUCAUGAAUACAUUGAAGCACAGAAGGAGAAAUCGGGCUGCUGCAGCAGCUACUUCUGAAUCUGUGUGGGAGGAAGCCCUGUAAACUACCGCUGCUCCCAGAAUACACCAUGACGCUGCCACUCACUCUGGACUGAGAGCCACAAGGAGAAACCGAGCUCUAGCCUCACGAUACCCACGGUUCCUCUGACGUGGACAGUUUACACAGCAUCUGAACAGUUGUUAUAGAAAUGCAAACAAAUAGUGUAAAAAGUUUUUGAAUUUGAUUAAAUGACCGUAUGCUAUUUGCUUUUUUUGUGAAAGAUCAUAACCGCCCUUGUGUAUGUGUGUUAGGUACAAACGAAACAGCUUGGCUGGUCUGGUCCAAAGUCUGAAAAUACUCCUCACCUCCAGAACUCUUAGACGCCAACACCCACCAACGAUGGGCUGACCAAUCAUCGGUGGGACUUACAUGCCCCGACAAUUAUUAUAGCUCAUAGCUUAGCAUGCUCGGCUAGUCUAACCACAUCUCGCUCACACUGAUUUUUUAUUUUUUUUUAGAUGUCAGGCUAAAAAUAGUAUUUCUACCUGCUGAUUUACCAAUAAAUCAAUGCUGAUGGAGGUACGAGAACGUUACAGACACACCAGUUAGCAGAAGGGGAAGAAACUGAAAACAGCAUCCACCCAUACACCACUGGCAUACGCCAGCAGAGCACACAGUCUUAGGGCCCUCUGAGUUUAAGUCACACACUGCUCCACCCUAAGUGUCAUGCAAUCCAGCAGGAGAUCCAGACCUAGACCAAACACUGUGCCAUGGAUGCAAUUCAACGCCAAGUACAUGAAGAAAAGCCCGGUCUCUUUAUGACACAGUCAGGCUGGGACAUUCUUGAUGAACUGUUUUGAGACGCUACAGUCGGCUGCUGGGACUCAAGUGUUUUGGUCCCCUGAAAUGUGUCUCUAAAGGAGGAGUCCUGCAUGACCCAACACAGCAUGAUCUACAAUGAUCUGGGGCCGGAGGUCCAAUGUGGUCCUUCAUGUAGGAAACAUCUCUGUAAAUAAUGGAUUUGUGAGAGUGAGCAGAUUUUUGAAAAAUAAUUUGAUAUGUUGGCCACAAUAUCUCCCUCCCCUUAUAUAAAAUAUAUUUAGCUUUAAUGGCUAGAUUAUGGACUUUGAAGCCUUGUUGCAUGUUUGCUGGACUGCAUGUACCAACUCUUAGAUAGUACCUCCAGAACAUAUUAAACUGUUAAUAUGCAGAAGACCAACAUAGUAUAAACCAAUAAUUAGAAUUUCUCUUCAGAUUUAAACUCAACUCUCAGGGUACUUUUUUUUUUUUUAAAUA
Messenger RNA from Etheostoma cragini (Arkansas darter), 2197 nucleotides. RefSeq names its product ras-related protein Rab-37-like. Gene Ontology annotation, cellular component: Golgi apparatus; endosome. The record is from RefSeq and is a predicted model, not a curated record. Lineage: Eukaryota; Metazoa; Chordata; Actinopteri; Perciformes; Percidae. Gene Ontology annotation, molecular function: GTP binding; GTPase activity. The transcript is spliced from 8 exons. The coding region runs from base 117 to 887 and encodes 256 amino acids.